This is a messenger RNA of Uloborus diversus, 1849 nucleotides long. RefSeq names its product ATP synthase subunit beta, mitochondrial (gene ATPsynbeta). NCBI's taxonomy places the organism in Eukaryota, Metazoa, Arthropoda, Arachnida, Araneae, Uloboridae. Gene Ontology annotation, molecular function: ATP binding; ATP hydrolysis activity; proton-transporting ATP synthase activity, rotational mechanism. The transcript has 9 exons. Gene Ontology annotation, biological process: proton motive force-driven mitochondrial ATP synthesis; proton transmembrane transport. The record is from RefSeq and is a predicted model, not a curated record. The coding region runs from base 110 to 1675 and encodes 521 amino acids.
UUUCAUCCGGGCUCGUCGCGUGUCCCAAGUGCUAGGUCGUUUCGGUCAUAUUGAAAAAAUUGUGCGAAUAUCUUAAACACCAUUCUUUAAAUCCACUUAACUUAUCAAAAUGCUUGGGGCAUUUGCUCGAGCUUCUACUUCAUUGUUAAAAGUAGCGAAACCAGCAGUAUCCCUUUCGAAAAUCGCAGGUGAUGGAGCAAAAUUCUUACCAAGUUUAUGGUGCACAUCAAACCAAAAUUAUGCAUCGGCAGCAACUGCUGCACAAGCAAAAGGAAAAAUUGUAGCAGUCAUUGGUGCUGUUGUAGAUGUACAGUUUGAGGACAAUUUACCACCUAUUCUAAAUGCCUUAGAAGUGCAAGGAAGAAAGCCACGAUUAAUCCUUGAAGUUGCACAGCAUCUAGGAGAGAACACAGUUAGGACAAUUGCAAUGGAUGGUACUGAAGGUCUUGUCCGUGGUAAUGUUGUAUUAGAUACAAAUUCUCCCAUCAAAAUUCCUGUGGGUCCUGAAACAUUAGGAAGAAUUAUCAAUGUUAUUGGAGAACCUAUUGAUGAAAGAGGACCUGUAGUUACUGAUAAAUUUGCUGCUAUUCAUCAAGAAGCUCCUGAAUUCGUUGAAAUGAGUGUUGAACAGGAAAUCUUAGUAACUGGAAUUAAAGUUGUAGAUUUGUUAGCCCCAUACUCCAAGGGUGGAAAAAUUGGUCUUUUUGGAGGUGCUGGUGUAGGAAAAACUGUACUCAUUAUGGAACUGAUUAACAAUAUUGCCAAAGCUCAUGGUGGUUAUUCAGUGUUUGCAGGUGUAGGAGAAAGAACCAGGGAAGGCAAUGACUUGUAUCAUGAAAUGAUUGAGGGUGGAGUCAUUAGCCUUAAAGAUAAGACUUCAAAGGUAUCUCUUGUGUACGGACAAAUGAAUGAACCCCCCGGUGCUCGUGCUCGGGUUGCUUUGACUGGUUUAACUGUUGCUGAGUAUUUCCGUGAUGAAGAGGGACAAGAUGUAUUACUUUUCAUUGACAACAUUUUCAGAUUCACACAAGCAGGUUCUGAGGUAUCUGCUUUGUUGGGUCGUAUCCCAUCUGCUGUAGGAUAUCAACCUACAUUGGCAACUGACAUGGGUACUAUGCAGGAAAGAAUUACUACCACCAAGAAAGGCUCCAUCACAUCAGUACAGGCUAUCUAUGUGCCAGCUGAUGAUUUGACAGAUCCUGCCCCAGCAACAACAUUCGCUCACUUGGAUGCUACUACUGUAUUGUCUAGAGGUAUUGCUGAAUUGGGUAUUUAUCCUGCUGUAGAUCCUCUUGAUUCGACAUCUAGGAUUAUGGAUCCAAAUAUUGUAGGACAAGAGCAUUAUGACGUUGCUCGUGGAGUUCAAAAAAUCCUGCAGGAUUACAAAUCUCUGCAAGAUAUCAUUGCCAUUUUGGGUAUGGAUGAGUUGUCUGAGGAAGACAAGCUCACCGUUUCACGUGCUCGCAAAAUUCAAAGGUUUUUGUCACAACCUUUUCAAGUAGCUGAAGUUUUCACUGGACAAGCUGGAAAAUUUGUGCCUUUGGCUGAGACUAUUAAAGGCUUUAAAAGUAUUUUAGGUGGUGAAAUGGAUCAUCUACCUGAAGUGGCAUUUUAUAUGGUAGGACCACUGGAAGAAGUAAUGCAAAAAGCUGAAAAACUUGCUGAAGAAUCUUAAGUGGUACAUUUAGAGACAUUAGCACUUUUCCAUUUUCAAAUUAGGUGUAUCAUCUCGACCAAAACAAAACUUUUAAUUUGUAAAGAGUAAUUGUGCAGCCUCAUGACUCAUAGUAAAUGAGGCACAUGUCACAAAAAGUUUUGCUGAUAAUAAAAUUUCUAUUUAAAGUUUCAA